AUGCCGCUUAAGUCGGAUGAUGCAACGUUUGGGAUGCCUAAGAGUGUUCAUGAUUACGGUUUACCUUGGUCAGCAACUGUCGUCUUAACUGGUGUAGUUUUGCGAAUCUUAGCUUCGCCGACACAUAUUUUUGCUGAGAAAUUGUAUGCAAAACAGACAGUAACCGUUGGCUUUUUGAGACGUCAGCUAAUCAAAAAAUUUGCUGAUCAUUAUAAAAUUGGUAUCGUUGCUAGUGGCGAUAGAUAUAAGUUGGAUACCAUCGAUGAACGCCUCUUGAAGAAAUGCAAUACACUGGUGGGAGAAUAUGUGCAGAAGUACAUGAGCGAACAUCGAUUAGGAACAGCAAGGAUUUUGAACCUACGAAUCUCAGUAAUGCCGCUAUGGUUUUUUGCCUCCUUAUCGCUCCGAAGUAUCAUUAUAAGUAAUCUCUACACCUUAGACAUUGGUGAAGAGGCGCCUUUUGGGAUGAACGGUUCACUUUGGUUUCCUGAUCUUUUGCAGCCUGACCCGCUUUACAUUUUGCCACUCACAGUUGGUCUUCUUGGUUUCUCCAAUUUGUAUUUAUCGAAGCGACUUUACCCGACAGAAGUGGGAGAAAGUAUUAGAACUAUUUUUUUCACUGUCAUUACGCUAACCAUCACCGCCGUUUUGUUAAAGGCUCCAGCAGUAAGCUUUUUUUCGUUUAUUAUUUUGAAAAAUGUUGAUUUCAAGUUCCCUCAACGAAAAAAUUUACUCAAGUUCUUUUCUUUGUACUGGAGCGUCGUUGGGUUAACUGCUCUAGUAGAAACACAUCUUUUGAGGACCUCAUCGUUCAAAAAGCUUUUUGGUAUUCCACCGUUAUCAACUGACUUACCUGGGCUGUUUGGUAAUUUCUUUGUAAGGAGCAGAAAUGAAAGAAAUUGUGAUAGUCGGUCUUUAGUAGAAGGGCUAACACUAAGCAUUGCCAUAUGUGGAGAUGAAGACUAUGAUUGUUACCUCAGUGUUACGACUGAAAACUUUUCAUUACUGCAUUGUCCUACAGAAAAUUUUACGCUAAGAGAAGCUUCUGUCGUCUUUUGUAUCGGUAGUAGUGUCAAAUACCUAGUCAAAUUUUUCACAGGUGAGAUAUAA
Molecule: messenger RNA, 1110 nt
Organism: Enterobius vermicularis (human pinworm)
Lineage: Eukaryota; Metazoa; Nematoda; Chromadorea; Rhabditida; Oxyuridae
Source: the annotation of a GenBank genome assembly